AAUCAUUCCUCAUACAAAAAACCUAUAAAUAGUAUACUAAUGUAACCAAACCCCUUAUCAUUUAAGAAUUCAAACUUCAAAAAAAAAAAAAAAACAAUGGCACCAUCUUCUCUAUGGUCCAUUCUUACUAUUUUAAUAUUAUUAACUUGUUUUCAUAGAAAACUACAACAAGUUUAUGCAGCUGAUUAUGAUUUUAGUUACAUGAAAUCGGUGUACAAUGCAACUGAUCUACCAUUAGUAGAAAAAUACGACUACAUAGUGAUAGGAGGAGGCACAGCCGGAUGCCCUUUGGCCGCAACUCUAUCAAAAAAGUACUCAGUUCUUGUUCUCGAAAGAGGAAAUGUCCCUAAUGCUCACCCCAAUACGUUGGUUGCAUCUGGAAUCUUCACUAACCUCGUCGAAGAAGAUGAUGGAACCACACCGGCCCAGAGGUUCACAUCGAAGGAUGGUGUGGAGAAUGUGAGAGGUAGGGUUUUGGGAGGAUCAAGCAUGAUUAACGCCGCUUUCUAUUCAGAAGCGGACGAGGAUUUUCUUGCCAUGUCCGGAGUGGAUUGGGACAUGGAAGAAGUUGAGAAGGCUUAUGAGUGGGUGAGAAAGAGUUUAGUGUCAUAUUCGAAUUUGUCAGUUUGGCAAUUUGCUGCGAAAGAUGCUUUUGUUGAAGCUGGCAUCGGUCCUGACAAUGGAAUCACUUUAGAACAUAAGGUUGGAGUUAAACAAUCUGGUUCUACGUUUGAUGAGAUGGGAAGAAGACAUGGAGCUGUGGAGUUGCUUAAUAAUGGAAACCUCAACAACUUGAAAAUUGCAAUUCAUGCCUCAGUCAACAAAAUUAUCUUCUCCUCUAAAUUUUCAAAUCCAAGUGCUAUUGGAGUUAUGUACACUGAUUCAAAAGGAAAGUCUCAUAAGGCACUAAUUCGUAACAAAGGAGAAGUAAUACUAAGUGCAGGUGCACUUGGAAGCCCUCAACUUUUGCUACUAAGUGGAAUUGGUCCAAAAUCAUACCUCUCAUCACAAAAUAUUUCUAUAGUCCUUUCACAACCCAAUGUUGGAAAAUUCAUGGCUGAUAAUCCACGUAACAGCCUUAAUCUCAUAAUCCCAUUCCCAUUAGAUGCAUCAACAUCAGGACAACUUGUAGCAAUUACCAAAGAUUAUUACAUAGAGACCAAUUCUUAUAGCAUGCCCUUUUCACCAACUAUGUUACCUUUUGGAUUUUACCCCAAUCCAUUAUCCCCACCACAAUUAACUCUAGCCGUCUUUGCGGAAAAAGUUGUUGGGCCUUUGUCCACGGGUGCUCUCUGGCUAGCGUCAGCCACUGAUGUCGAAGUUGCGCCACAUGUUAAGUUCAACUACUUCUCUAACUCGGUUGAUCUAGCUCGUUGCGUUAGCGCAACGAAGAAGUUUGGCGAGUUGUUGAAGACUAAAUCUAUGGAUCAAUUUAAGUACACUGAUCUUAAUGGUGUUAGGGAUUUUAUGUUCUUAGGGCCACUUUUGCCAACCAACCAAUCAAAUGAUUCAUCCAUUGAAGACUAUUGUCGAAGUUUUGUUACAACCUUUUGGCAUUAUCAUGGGGGGUGUUUGGUGGGAAAAGUUGUGGAUGGUGAAUUUAAGGUUAUUGGAACUAAUUCACUUCGAGUUGUUGAUGGUUCGACUUUUAAUAUGUCUCCUGGGACCAAUCCUCAAGCCACCGUUAUGAUGAUUGGCCGUUAUCUUGGGCUGAAGAUGCUGGAAAAUAGAUCAGGAUGACAACUACAUAAAUAAAAUCUCAUGUCCUAUCUCUUAUGCUAUGCAAAUAAAUAACGAUAUAUAUAUAUAUAUAUAUAUUUAUAUAUAAUAUGUAUCUUCAAUUUCAUAAAAACAACUGUAUUUGUAUGUUUAUCUCUUCUGUUUGGUGUGAUUAAAUUUAUCAAAAACACUAUAUAUGUUCUCUUUUAUAUAUAUUAUUAUAUAUAAAUAUAGCUAUUAUUGAGGUUGAUUAGACAAAGUUACUUGUAUCUAGUCAAUGUUACAAAAUUGACAAGAAUCAUGAUUAU
Messenger RNA from Cannabis sativa, 2027 nucleotides. RefSeq names its product (R)-mandelonitrile lyase 2-like. The transcript is spliced from 4 exons. NCBI's taxonomy places the organism in Eukaryota, Viridiplantae, Streptophyta, Magnoliopsida, Rosales, Cannabaceae. Gene Ontology annotation, molecular function: flavin adenine dinucleotide binding; oxidoreductase activity, acting on CH-OH group of donors. Bases 97 to 1740 code for a protein of 547 amino acids. The record is from RefSeq and is a predicted model, not a curated record.